AUGCUUCUCAGCCACAAUCGUCAACACAGAAUCAAGGUUUAUACCCUCCUCCUCAGGAUAAUCAAUAUAAUUCUCCAAGUUUUCCACAACCACAACCUUAUCUAUCUCCACAAUCUUCACAAUCUUAUCCUCAACGGCCACAUUCUUAUCAUGGAGAAUCACAAUCAUAUCAACCUCAACCUUAUUCUUCACAACCUUAUCAAUCAUCCCAAUCGG
Racocetra fulgida is the source of this 216-nucleotide messenger RNA. The record is from the annotation of a GenBank genome assembly. Lineage: Eukaryota; Fungi; Glomeromycota; Glomeromycetes; Diversisporales; Gigasporaceae.